AUGGACAAGAAAACAGCAUUUCUGACCGGUGAACUUCCACGGCGAAUUUUGCAAUUUAGUCCGGAGCUAGACAGCGAAGGAACAUUUUCUGAUGUGAAGCUAACAACUCCCGACCAUCUGGAUGGAUUUAUGUCGACCAUUCACAAGAUGUCGUUUAAGUACGAAAGCAAGGAUUUGAGUGACUCGAGAACUCUAAAUCUGAUGGUUAAAGUCAUGAAAGGCAGUGAUGAGUUCCGUGAAUCAUCCAUGGGUAAAACCCAAUUCACGAAUGAAAUCUACAUCUACACGAAGGUGUUGCCCGUGUUCCGAGAGCUACUGCAAACGACCGGUAGCGGUCUAGCUGGAGACUGGUGUCCGAAGGUGUACUACGGAGAGGCGGGCAAUAUUCCUUCGUACAGUGAUCAGUACGAAACAAUACUCGUGCUGGAAGACAUUUCUCCACUUGGUUACAAAGCGGGACCUCGGUUGGAUCUGGAGGAAGAUCAUUUACGUCUGAUGGCACGGCAUAUUGCAUCGUUUCAUGCGUGCACGUACGCUAUGCGCAUCCAAAAAGACAAUCGGCUAUCCGCUUUGAUCGACGGGAUUGUUCCGUUGGAUUUUAUUUCCGGAGAUAAAAUUUUCACCAGCUACGAUGUGCUGCUAAGGCUGGGUGCAAAGCGAUUGUACAGGUAUCUGGAAGUACAUUCGGAUUUACUGGACAGUGAUGAUUUCAAGCAGGACAUCGACAAUUUACGCCAGCAGUACGAGGAAACUCCAAUACGUCUGAUGCAGGACUUGCUGCGUAGGGAUGAUGUGUUCUCGGUCAUUCUGCACGGCGAUUAUAACCGUAACAAUGUGCUGUUCCGAACUGAUGCUGAUGGAAACCCGAUAGCAUUGAAGAUGUUCGACUUUCAGGAGAAUCGCUUUGCAACACCAGUGAUCGAUUUGGCGUUUUUUAUGUACAUGAGCAUGACGGAGGAACUGCGCGAUCGUUGUUGGGAUGAGAUCGUGCUAGAAUAUCAUACCGCACUACUGGACAGUUUGGCGGCAAUUCUGAAUGUCUCAAAGGACGAUGCUUUGCUGGAUCCGUACCGUGUUGAGCCGUUUCUGGAACACUUUAAACGGCAUGCAAUGUACGGAGUUAUCAUAACGUUGCACUUUCUGCCCUGGAUGAUGUGUCCGGAGGAUGAAUGUGAGCAACUGUCGUACCAUUUUGCUCGAGAUGUACACUCGAAGGAGCUAGCCCACUGGACAAUGGUGUGCGGUGGCGAGGAGGUGGAUAAACGGCUGGUUGGUGUGCUGAAACAUGCCAGCCGGAAAGGAUAUUUUGAUAUAGUUAAGCAGUAAAG
Anopheles maculipalpis is the source of this 1328-nucleotide messenger RNA. RefSeq lists its product as uncharacterized. NCBI's taxonomy places the organism in Eukaryota, Metazoa, Arthropoda, Insecta, Diptera, Culicidae. The record is from RefSeq and is a predicted model, not a curated record. The coding region runs from base 1 to 1326 and encodes 441 amino acids. The transcript is spliced from 2 exons.